AAAAAGACCUGCUGCUUUCUGCUACUUUUGAAGAGUUUUUAGAUCAAAAAAUUGUUUUCCUCUCAAAACUAUUUCUAGGAGAAAAAAGAAGCAAGAGUUAAUAUUAUCGGGGCGCGUUUGGUCAUUUUUAAAGUUUGGAAAAAGACAGAAUAACUGCUUUCUAAAAGGUGAGUUGGCAGUUGGCUAAAUCGGAUAAUAUAAUGAAUACAGACUUUUCAGUUUUAAUAUACUGUUGUUAUUUUCGCCGUUACUAGUCACUUGUUACUUUUGUUGAAGAUGGAGAACUCUUUAUCGGAGUACGAACUUUUGAGGCUUAGAAAUAUCAAGAGGAACCAUGAAUUCUUGAAAAGCCUUGGUAGGUUUGCAUUUUGCCUUGUCCAUUUCUUUGUUCUCUCAUAAGUAAGCUAAAGCGUUUAUCAAGAAUUAAAAUAUAAAAUACCUCCGUAUAUAAAGUACUUUCAAGUGGCUAUUGACUUUAAACGUUGCAGCGGCAAAUGUAGAAACGUGGUGGCUUCAAUUAAGUUUUGCAAUUAAACCUUUCCUUAGAAAUAUCAGAGGCGUCCCUGAGCUGUGAUCUAUUCAGUAGAGAUAAUGUUACGAAAGAGCGUUCGUGGCCAAAAUAUAAGAGUUUGUUUAGGAAUAUUUACGAUAUGCUUUAGAACACAAUAAAAUCUGAAUAAAAAAAUACCUCACGUUACUUCCAUGGUGUAUCACUUUGCUGUCUGAACCCUCCUUUUUCUUAGAGUUUAAAACCAAGGGAUCUAAACCUCAAAUUCUCUCCCUUCCCCGCUUUCCUAUAAAGGUAGAGUGGGUGGGGGCUUCUAUACACAGGUUACUAUAUUUCUGAUUUUCUCUCUUUUAGGUCUUCCUGUUCCAGCCGUUCCAGCUGGCCUUCCUUCUCGUACUCGUAAAACACCUGUAAAGAAGCUUAAGACAGAUACCACCAUCGCAGAUAGUGAAAGCACAAGUGAGAGUAGCAAUGAUAGCGAUGAAGAUUGGGUUCCAGGAUCAGAAGAAGUUAGAAAAAGGAACAAAAUGAUCAAAAGAUUCAUUCCUGGUAACGAAACAUUCGUUCGGACGAAAACUGUCAAUAAUGAGUUUUUUGGUCGAGAUUUUCCUUCCUUAGAAAAUGGCUGUUUUGAUUUUUUCCAGAGUUUAGACCCAAGCCUCAGAUUGUGCCUACCAUUAAAAACCCGAAGGAGCCAAACACGAAGGUAGUUAACAUGUGAAUGCUUCCAUAAAGAGCUAGACAAAAAGGUCAGUCAGUUUUUAAAAGAAAAUAAUAAAAAAUGGAAUGCCCAUGUGUCCUUGUUUUGGCAGGAAGAAAAUGACUCUAGCGCAUUUGAUGAGUUGGGUCGACUGGGAGAGAAUAUGGAACUUUUGCCAGAUGAGAAUACUGCAAUUACUAGGAGAGAAAGAACAAAAUCUAUCAAUAAAAAUGAACAGCCUUCUAAGGAAAAGCGCGAGCAAUACGCCACUCGAGGAAAACGACACUCUUACUGUGAGGCUGAGGUGCCAGAUGAUGAUCAUUAUAUAUGUGAGUAAAAAAAGAUGAGAUAUUGAGGUGUCUUGUAAGGAAGGGGAGGGGGCGGGGAAGGGGCUCAAUCCUUAUCAACAAGACAAAAAAGCUGUCUUUGUAAGAUUGGGCACUUGUAAGAAAUCGCCUUUCUCUUUGUUGUCGCGAUAAACACUUGAAUUUAGCAAAAAGGAGCAAAGUCAUUCAAUUCAUUCAUGAUCAGUUUCUUGCUUGAUUAUCAAGGCUCUGUAUUUCAUCUUGCUCAACGUCAAGUUCCGAGUAAGGAUAGACUUACGAUUGCAACAAUAACCCUGAACGAAAGGCAAAAGAAUAUUAGUUGUUUUGAGCUUGUUGCAGUUUUGAAAAUAAACGCCUCCUAUCUAUGUGAACUUUCGAGCUUGGACCCCUACAAUUACAUACCGUUUUCUUCCAUUAACACUGCUUUAGUUUGCGAAGAUUGCAAUGAUCUCCACUACGGUGACUGCCCUGUGCAUGGCCCAUUACAAAUUAUUGAAGAUAAACCAAGGGAAGAAAACCCAGACGUGUCCGCAGCAGUGGCUUCAUUACCAGCAUCACUAAAGAUAGGUGACUCGUCAAUUCACGGGGCGGGAUUAGGCGUUUUCAGUACGUCUGAGAUCCCAAAAGGAGUGCAAUUUGGCCCAUACAAGGGAUUGAAGAUAGGCUGGGAGAAUAUAACAGAGGACAGAAAUACUAGCUAUUGUUGGGAGGUAUGUUUUUAUGAACAUCUGAAAAAUUUCAUCAACUUAACAUUCUUGAUCGGAUGAAUCCUUACAAUUAUAUGCUUCUUUUCCACACUACUUUCUAUAUUUUUUGACGCAAAUGGUGGACAGAGUUUUGGGCCGACUUGGUGUGAGGGUAUGUGAUUUACAAGUACAGAAGUAUAGUGGGGAUGGUUUAGUCCGAUUUUGCGGAGAAAUACAUAAAUGUCCAUGACGCCAUACAUCACCACCACCACAUUUCUUUUGUUUUCUGUCAACCUGUAGCCUGUGAACAGGCCUUUGGUUUGCUAUUUUUUUCCCCAAACAGAGAGCCUGUUCACAGGCUAGUCAACCUGUUAAGUAUAAGACACUAAAAGAUAGCACGUGAAGUCAUCCUAAUGAGAAUAGACCUUUUCACGGUUUAUGACGCCAUCUUGGCUGGGGGGCAAGCACGGCUAAAAUUACAGUUUGGUCCACUUGGAACCGCUAUAACGCCGUUACAGAGAGGCAGAUUUCCAAAAUUUGCCACUACUUUAGAUAGUUUUAUUGAUACCAUUCAUUCAACAAAAAAUGAGGCUUUUACAGAAGGUAAGACGUCCGUAAAUUCGAAUUAUAAAUAUUCUCAUGUGGCUUCUAAUUUUAUGGUAAUUUACAUAACGUUGAUUAGAAGGGUUUGCAUGAAAUCUUAAAAAUUCGUUUACGGUCGUCGUAACCUGAAUCUCUUCUUUCCCUUCAUGAAAAUAAUCUCAGUACAAAUGUCUUUUAAAUUACAUUUUCGCUGUGGAAAUCCGCCUCUUUGUAGCGGCGUUUUAGCGGUUCCAAGUGGGCCAAAAUCCCAUACAUUUCACUGUCAUUUUAGCCGUGUUUGCCCCUAUCCAAGAUGGCGUCAUAAAUCGUGAAAAGGUCUAUUUUAUAUAUGACGUCAUUUGUUUAAAUGUAUUCCUUCACAAUUUUAUGAAAUUCCUCCGCUAAAAGCGGAAUAUAACCUUUCUGUUAUGCUACUCAAGCUUUUGCUAAUAGCGUUUGAUUUCCUUGUGCAUCAGUCAAUUCAAGCUGCGCCCAGCCGCCCCUCCAGGGCUACCGCGGGGCAUUUGCAAAUUUUGUGCUGCCCGGGAGCCGGGCAUUUGCCAACCCCGAGCUUUCAACACGCACGCGGCUUCCUGUCAGAAUAUAACUACACAGAGGAUUUUACUGGAAAAACAAGCAGAUUGGCUCAUUUGUCAAGGACGGGAAAAAAUUUAAGAGGUUUGUCAAGGCACGUUCUCGAUUUUGUGCAUGCAUUUCUUUGCUGGGCGCAGCUGGAAUAAACUGAUACAUUAUUCUUAAACAUUUCAACGGUUUGUGGCUCCUAAUAAUAAUAAUAACAACUACUUUGAAAUUUAGCCAGGGAAAGAAAUCACUAUUAUUCUUUGUUCUAAUAGAUUUUAAAAGAUGGCAAGUUUAGUCAUUUCUUAGAUGGUCGAGAUGAAAACAAAAGUAACUGGAUGAGGUUCGUUAAUUGCUGUCGCUGUGAAGACGAGCAGAACUUGGUGGCUUUUCAGUUCAGAGGAAAGAUUUACUACCGCACGUACAAGCCUAUAAAAGCAGGCUCAGAGCUAUUAGUAUGGUACGGGGAGAGUUACGCCAAAGAUUUAGGAAUAUCGCUGGAUGAUAAUCAAGAUCGCAGUAAGACGAAUGGUAAAACUAAUACAUUUUAAAUAUCUCACUUAUGCUCCAAAAUUUAGAGUCCAACACUGCAAUAAUAUACUAUCGAUUGCCAACUUAUUUUAAGAACUCGUUUUAGUAAUUUGCUGAAGAUGACUUUCAACCAAAAGAAGCAACAUAAAGUAAACUUAAGACGGAAACCAUCAGGAAAUUGAAUAAUUUUAAUUUUCAGUGGACAAAAACCUUGUACCAGAAUAAUUUUAACAAUAUUGCAUCCUUUUUUACGUUUUUCAAGGGCUAAAGGUGUAAUUAGUCAUCUGUAAUAACAUGCACCAAAGAAAAUUUCUUAUGGGAGUCUGAGAAAAUGAAUGUCAAAUUUCACAAGAAGUGUGAAAACACAGGUGAAAUUCUGAAAAUUUCAUGUGUAACAUAUAGUUUUGUGAAAUUUUACAGUUUUUGUUUUCUCGGGCUCCCAUAAGAAACUUUCUUUGGUGUUCUUACAGAUGACUAAUAACAUCUUUAGCCCUUGACAAAAGGAAAAAAGAAUGCGAUAUUGUUUAAGUGAUUCUGGUACACGGUUUUUGUCCACUGAAAAUAAAAAUUACUCAAUUUCUGGUGGAUUCCGUCUUAAAAUCUGAACAGAUGACUCGAGCAGUGUAACGCGCGCGCUGAUUCAAAUUAUCAAGGUUCACGUAUCUUAAUAUGUGAUGUCACGAUGCUACUCAUUGUUUGCAAUAGAUAGAACACGAAAGUUGAUCAACUGAAACUACAAAAAACGGUUUUCAAAUAACGAAAAUCAGCUGAAACCUGUCCACAACAAAUAAUCCUUUAUUUAACUUUAUUUUUAGGGAGACGAAACAUCUGCAAGCAUUGUGGAAAAGCGUUCGCUUUGAACUUUUUACCGAGGCACAAGCGGUUUUGCUUUUCAAGAACGGCUAAAAGAACAUGGAACUGUGAUCGAUGUGAAAAGAAAUUUGCAUCUCCUGACUAUCUCAAGGUCCACGAAUGUAUUCUUCCUAACAACAAGAGAUCUCUUUUUCUGACCAAUCAUCUCCGUACUCACACAGGUGAAAAGCCAUAUCAGUGUACACAAUGUAACAAGGCGUUUACGACCUCUAGUAAACUGACCAGGCACCUCCGUACUCACACAGGUGAAAAGCCAUAUCAGUGUACACAAUGUAACAAGGCGUUUAACCGCCAAUGGGUUCUGACCACGCACCUCCGUACUCACACAGGUGAAAAGCCAUAUCAGUGUACACAAUGUAACAAGGCGUUUACGACCUCUAGUAAACUGACCAGGCACCUCCGUACUCACACAGGUGAAAAACCAUAUCAGUGUUCACAAUGUAACAGGGCGUUUAACCGCCAUGGGGAUCUGACCACACACCUCCGUACUCACACAGGUGAAAAGCCAUAUCAGUGUACACAAUGUAACAAGGCGUUUAACCAGUUGGGGAAUCUGAACACGCACCUCCGUACUCACACAGGUGAAAAGCCAUAUCAGUGUACACAAUGUAACAAGGCGUUUAACCAACUGGCUCAUCUGACCAGGCACCUCCGUACUCACACAGGUGAAUAG
This is a messenger RNA of Porites lobata, 5458 nucleotides long. The record is from the annotation of a GenBank genome assembly. Lineage: Eukaryota; Metazoa; Cnidaria; Anthozoa; Scleractinia; Poritidae.